AUGGUCAGAAGGGUUGAACAUCUUCUAACGUCUUCUCUACCCUCAACACCAGACACGAUGGACUUUCUGUUUGGGAAAAGGAAGACUCCUGAGGAGAUGCUGAGGCAAAACCAGAGGGCACUCAACAAAGCAAUGAGAGAAUUAGACAGAGAAAAAGCCAAACUAGAGCAACAAGAAAAGAAGAUCAUUGCCGAUAUAAAGAAAAUGGCAAAACAGGGACAAAUGGAUGCAGUGAAAAUAAUGGCCAAAGAUUUGGUUCGAACAAGACGUUACGUUAAGAAGUUUAUUAUGAUGAAAGCCAACAUUCAAGCCGUCAGUCUAAAGAUUCAAACACUCAAGUCCAACAACAGCAUGGCUCAGGCAAUGAAAGGAGUCACCAAAGCUAUGGCCACAAUGAACCGACAGUUGAAACUUCCUCAAAUCCAGAAGAUAAUGAUGGAGUUUGAAAAACAGAGUGAAAUUAUGGAUAUGAAAGAGGAGAUGAUGAACGAUGCAAUUGAUGAUGCUAUGGGAGACGAGGACGAUGAGGAGGAAAGUGACGCUAUCGUAUCGCAAGUGUUGGAUGAGCUGGGCCUAAAUCUGACAGAUGAGCUGUCAAACCUGCCCUCUACUGGUGGAAGUCUGUCAGUGGCUGGAAAGAAAGCAGAACCCCAAGCUGCUUUGGCCGAUGCAGAUGCUGAUUUGGAGGAGCGCUUGAACAACCUUAGAAAAGAUUAA
Molecule: messenger RNA, 717 nt
Organism: Knipowitschia caucasica
Lineage: Eukaryota; Metazoa; Chordata; Actinopteri; Gobiiformes; Gobiidae
Source: the annotation of a GenBank genome assembly